CAGUAACAUCUGUGUGUGGGAAUUCUGUUAGGAGAGUUACACACAAAAUAUCCUUGUUUUUAGCACUCUUUCCUCUCCCCCUCAAAAUUGUGAACUGAGAGGUAUUUGCUUGGUUCCAUUAUUAAUUCACACUUGAUUGCAUCAGAAGAAAAGAAAGGAUAUCCUUCAGGAGGCCUAGUAGAAUUGCUAGAACUUCUCCAACUAUUGCAGUUUGGAACAAGAUUGAGAAACCACAAGAAAGUACACCACAGAUGGAAAUCUGCAUGAAAGUUGGGAUCAAAUGGAAUAGGUUCCUGUAAUGUGCAGGCCAUAGGAGCCCUGACUGCUGAGUGAAGAAAAUUAGAAAAAAAACCUGUGGUGGACUUUAUUCAGGCGUGUGGAUAAAAACUGGAAGUAACCUUCAUUCAACCUGACCUUCUGCAUAAAAUGGGAAAACUUUGUAACUUUUAAUCAUCAUUUUGGAUUUGAAACUUUUUUCCUCUUCCUGAUUGCAAGCACUGUUCUCAUCUAAUAUUUAUUAUUCUGAAGGAUGUUUUGUCCACAGAAAACAUCUUUUAAAAUAAAGAUGCUUCUAAGUUUGUUAGCUCUGGUAACUUCCUACACCCGACGUACAGAAGCAGAUGGACUUGUUCAUCUGAAUGGAGGGAUUAUAGUUGGCAGGGGGCAGCAUACAUACGUGACAGACAAUGACCUGCAGUUCAACAUUCCCAAAACCAAAGAUUCUUGCAAAGUUGAAGUUGUAUUGAAUGAACCUAUAACACAACGAGUUGGAAAAUUAACUCCUCAGGUCUUUGACUGUCAUUUCCUCCCUCACGAAGUGAAAUACAUCCAUAAUGGAUGCCCUCUACUAGAGGAAGAUAAUGUGAUGCUAAGAAUAUAUAGAUUCACAGAAUCUCAGACCUUUAUGGAAACAUUCCUUUUGAAUGUCCAAAUUACAGAACCGAAAUCCAGUAUCAUCAGGUUUGGAUUGAUUAGCCUUCAGGUUCAAGAGUUGUAUGGGAUAUCAAAUCCUAUUGACAAAAAUGUUGUGUCUUUCAAAUACAAUGCAAACACAAUUUGUACAGCAAAAAUUUUAUCAACCGAGGUCCUUGUUCCAGCCCAUGGACAGCUUAUUGUUGAUGAUCCUAGGUAUCGUGGCCAAGGAAAUUUACUAGAUGCUGCAUUGAAGCAGAAUGUUAGGAAAGUAAGACAGGCUAAAAUUCCAUGCCCCAGCAACAACGCUUGCCCAACUGGUGUUAAGGAAGUGCCAUUCUUAAAGGCUAACUGUGAAGAUUUCCUUGCAAUGGGGCUGAAAUAUCAACACCUCAGUCCACCCUCUCCUGAUAAUGACUAUAUUCCAAUUAAAGUAGAGGUCAGAGAUGAAAAGACCAGAUUCCUCCAUCAGGUAGAAAAUGCUUGGAUUCGAGUUAACAUUAAAGGUGCAAUUCCAAACCAGCAACCCAAAGCUGCAUUCAUGCCAAUGUUUAUCCUGGAAGUUGAUCAAUUCAUCCUGACACCAUUGAGCAUUGCAGCUGUUGAUGCAGAGGAUGAUGAAACACCAAAGGACAGACUGGUUUUCAACAUCACCAAGCCUCCUGUUGAAGGGUACUUAACUCACCUGGAUGACCACACCAAAUCCAUCACAUCAUUCAGCUGGCAGGAUUUACAUGAAAUGAAAAUAGCAUAUCAACCUCCUAACAUUAGCCAUACUGAAAGGAGGAAUUAUGAGGUUGAUUUUAAGGCAAUCGAUGCAUUUUUCAAAGUCAGUUCUUCUAUCAUGGUUCACUUUUCAAUCAGAGCAGCAGAGACAAAUGCACCAAGGAUUUCUUGGAAUAUGGGUCUGGACUUGUUAGAAGGUCAAUCUCGACCAAUUACUUGGGAACAUUUUCAGAUAGUGGACAACGAUAAUAUGAAUGCUGUACGUUUAAUAGCAGUGGAAGGAUUGCAGCAUGGACGGCUCACAGUUAGAGGUGGCAAAGGAUUCAUGUGCACCAUUAAGGACAUUAAGGAUGGAGUUGUGCGCUAUCACCAUGACGAUAGCGAUACAACCAAGGAUUAUAUUAUAUUCCGAAUCUUCGACGGCAAACAUGCUACUCGACACAAGUUUCCAAUUAAUAUCUUGCCCAAAGAUGACAGCCCUCCCUUCUUAAUUAACAACCUUGCUUUUGAACUAGCGGAAGGAGAGUCUAUAUUAAUAGAAAACCAUAUGCUGCUGUCUUCCGAUUUGGAUUCUAGUGAUGAUUACAUAUUGUACAGGAUUAUAAUUCCACCAAGAGCUGGAGAGAUUGUGAAAAAAACUCUAUCAGAUCUACCGGGUCAUCCUGUGACUACUUUUCUGCAACGGGAUUUAUUCCAUGGUCUGAUUUAUUAUCAUCAUUUUGGAGGCGAGAUUUUUGAGGAUUCAUUUGAGUUCAACCUGUCAGAUAGCCAUGAGCCUCCCAAUCUUUCGGACCCCCAGAUAACAAUGAUUCAUGUAACUCCAGUGAAGGACCAGAUGCCCAAAGAAGUUGAAGAUACCACACGUUACUUGGUAGCAAAAGAAACAGAAAUUAAGGACAUCACUAAGAAUCAUCUGCACUUCACAGACACAGAAUCCCCAGAGAAUGAGCUGAUGUACAUAAUCACUAAACCCUGUUUCUUCCCAACAAACCAGAGAAUGUAUGAUGCAGGCAAGAUAAUUUUCACAGACAGUACUAAGAAUAUGAAAAAGGAUCCUUCUGUCCCCAUGCUGAAAUCAUUUACACAGCAUGCGGUGAACCACAUGAAAGUAGCGUACAUGCCUCCUCUUGAGGAUAUAGGGCCUCAUCCGUUAUUGGUGCAGUUCGUAUUUUCUGUCAACGAUCAGCAGGGAGGCACUUUGACUGGACUUGUCUUUAACAUUACCAUCAUGCCUGUGGACAACCAACCACCCGAGAUUUUCACCAAUGAAAUAAAAGCUGAGGAAGGUUCAGGCUGCAUGAUCACUGCAGAUAAUCUGAUGGUGACAGACAAGGAUACAAUUGAUGAGGAUCUCCGAAUUCAGAUGAAACAAAAACCACAGCAUGGAGAUAUUGAACUGCAAGGAAACAUCAUGCUGGAGGGUGAUAUGUUUACACUUGAUGACCUCAAAUCCUUUCAAGUCAGGUACAAACAUGAUGAUUCAGAAACACUGCAUGAUUUAGUUGUGUUUACAGCUACAGAUGGAUUUAAUGCCGCAGAUGAGGUGUUGAAAGUAAAGAUUAUACCAAUCAAUGAUGAACCUCCAGAGCUACAGCCAUUUUUAAAAUCUGGUCUGCAAUGUCCUGAGGGAGAAAAGGUCACCAUUACCUCAGAGUACCUUUAUGCUACAGAUACUGAUAGCAAUGACAUGAAGCUGACAUAUAUGAUCGCUCGUUCACCAUCAUAUGGAGUGAUACAAAGAAAUGGUGUUACCGUCGAUAAAUUUUCACAACUGGAUAUCAUCCAAGGGUUAAUCUCCUAUUGGCACACUGGUGGUGAAAUAGGAUACAGUUCUUGCAUGGACACUGUAACAGUAAUUGUCUCUGAUGCAGAAGCAGGUACGGUGGAUAGCUGCUGUUACGAUGGACCUCUUCCGCCACCAGUGCCACUCCAUGGCUCUCUCCCUUUCUAUGACCUUAACAUCACUGUAAUGCCAGUCAACAAUCAACCUCCAACAAUUGAAAUUGGAGAUACGUUUACAGUGGAUGAAGCAUCACAAGCCAGUUUGGUUUUAGAAUUUCUAUCAGCUACAGAUGAAGACACGAUCUCAGAGGAACUAAUCUUUGUGCUGGAGAGUUUGCCCCAGUAUGGAUACCUAGAGAACACACUCCCAUCACCAGGAUAUGAGAAGAGCAAUGCUGGAAUAAAUAUAGCUUCCUUCAGUCUGCAGCACCUCAGGGCAGGCUAUGUCAACUACGUCCAGUGCAGACAUUACCAGAUGGAGCCCACAGCUGACCACUUCAUGGUAUCUGUUAGCGACGCUGUACAUAAAUCUAUAGCAGUGCCGUUUUAUGUCAUCAUCAACCCAAUCAACGAUGAAACCCCAGAUUUGCAUCUGGGAAACAUCACUAUAAUGGAGGGUGAUAUCUGUGAGAUUGGACCUGGAGUGCUGAAUGCAGUCGAUCUGGAUAUACCUCACGAUACACUGAUCUUCUCUGUGAUUAGACCCCCUGCCCAUGGAGUGCUCCUGAAUGGCAUCUAUGGAAAUGAUAUUGCCACAUACAGACAGAUGAAUGCUAAAGUUCUACAUCACGAUCUGAGAGUACAUAACUUUAGCAUGGAUGAACUCAAACAAGGAAUGAAGCUCAUGUACCUGCACGAUGACACAGAAACCCUGAAGGAUAGUUUUACCAUUCAGCUGACAGAUGGCAAGCACACAGUACCAGGGACAGUACAGGUCCAUAUCAUAUCGGUCAAUGAUGAGAAGCCAGUUGUUUUAAUAAACACUGGCUUGGAAGUGGAAGCAGGAGAAAACAAGGUUAUUUCCAGCGUGGCUUUAGAAGCUGAAGACAAGGACACACCACGGUUCAAGGUUUACUAUGUCAUCAACACUGUGCCCAUAUUUGGACAGCUGAAGUUAAAGACUGAGUUUGAAUGGAUUCAUCUAUAUCCAGGCAUGAAUUAUAGUCAAGAAGAUAUAGACAUGAACCGAAUCUGGUAUCUACACACUACCAUUGUGGGGUCAAAAGGUCAUGACAGCUUUCGUUUCCAUGUUACAGAUGGGGAUUGCUCCUCACCUUCACAGGACUUUUAUAUUUCACUAAAAAACAUGAAGAAAGGUGACAUUGUUGUACUCACCAAACCUGUAACUUUAAAAGAGGGUGACAGGGUCACCUUGACGACAGAUGUUCUCAAGGCAACAGAUGGCACUGGCAAACCCGAAGAGCUGUUGUACGCCAUCUCUGUGCCACCUGCACAUGGUCAGAUCGAGUACAUCAAUUAUCCUGGAGUGGCCAUUUCCAGUUUCAGCCAGUUGGAGGUAGCAGCCCAGAAGGUCUGCUAUGUCCAUGACAACAGUCGUGAGGCCAGCACGGAUGGAUUCAGAUUUUUUGUCAGCAAUGGGAUGACAGUGAAAAACAGCUCCAUGGAGUUUAACAUUGAGCGCACUGACCGUAUCUUGCCCACUUUAGUCAAUAAUAAAGGUCUUCAGUUACCAGAUGGGGCCAUGUUGGUCAUCUCUCCUGAUAAUCUUCAACUCACAGAUCCAGACACUCCCCUGAUAAACCUAACCUACAUUAUUAUCCAGCCUCCUCAGUUUGGCAACCUGUACCUGAAAGGAAAUGUUCUUUCCCAGCACCACUUCACACAGCUGAAUGUGAAUAAUUUGGACAUUUCAUACAAGCACAAUGCUGGGCCCUCUGAGCUUGACCACUUUACAUUCAUAGCUUCUGAUGGAACCAAUCAUGGUUUUUUAGUCAAUGGCCAGAUGAGAGAGGACCCUGUUAUAUUCAGCAUACAGGUGGAGCAUGUUGACAAGGCUUCUCCCUAUAUCCUCAUCAAUCAAAGCCCAACUACAAUUGACAAUCUGAGAGAUGGACGUUUUGGCAUCUAUAUCACCGCCCGUAACUUAAAAGCCUCAGAUGUGGACAGCAAAGAUGAAGAGCUGAUCUACACAAUUCUCCGUCCACCUUACUAUGGAUAUUUAGAAAGUACAACCACAGGUGGAUACAUUCAAGGCACAUUUACCCAGAAAGAGGUGGAUAGACGUACAGUUCGCUACAUCAUCAGUCCCUCCAUAGAACUGACAUCUGACAGCUUUGAGUUCAGAAUAUCUGACACUGCUGGAAACUCUAAUGCACCAAAAAUAAUGGAACUGAAAUGGUCCAGGAUUGAAAUGUCUGCAAGUUGCUACAAAGUCUGUGAAGACAUUGGAACUCUCUCCAUUAAAGUUACCAGGAAAGGAUACAGUGCUGAUCCCUCAUAUGUUAGUAUAAAGGUUCAGGGGUUAUCAGCUACAAUUGGCAGAGACUUCACCCAUAGCUCAGCAAGUUUAAUUCAGUUUGAUCCUGGUGUUUCGAUGAAGGUAUGGAAUAUUUUCAUUAAAGAUGAUGGACUUGAAGAGAACAAUGAAAAGUUGAAAGUACAGCUGAAGACACCAACGAAUGCCAUCAUUGGGCAGAAGGACAUCUCUUUGGUGGAAAUUGUAGAUUUGCGUGGAGGCAGAUGUGAUCAAGUUGAUUUGGGAACAAGUGAAGAUGAUUACAAUAGUCAAGUGGACAGUGGUGUAAGUGAACUUCCAAAUGCAUCUGCCAAAUUUCCCACUGAUAAAAGAGAAGGAAUAUCCAAUCAGGAGGAAAGAUUGACAGAGCCCGAGCUGUACUGGGAUCACCAUACUUCCCCUCCGAGGGGUGAUGUUCCUCAGACCAGCCAUUUUUUGGACUACCAUGGAACACUGAUUAGAGAUGAUGUUUCUCCAAUGGCCCCCAGGGCACAACUUCAGGCUAUUGGAAGCAGCAGAAUGAUUCCUCCCUCUUCAAUUCAGAGAAAGAAUGGGGUGAUCGUGCGGACAUACCAUGGGAUGGUGCCAAUACACAUUGAAGAAAAAAAGGUUCCUCUCUCUCCACAAACCAAUGGAUGGCAGUGGCCCGUUUUCCCAUUCCAUGUAAUUCAGGGACAUGACCUGCUCCAAAGAGACUUCCCGUCUGUAGCUGAAAAUACUCAGUCAUUCAGCCACAAGGAUCAGGAACAUCAACAAAUGGAAUGUCCUUCAGGAUGGACCCAGCACAAGAAAUAUUGUUAUAUCAUGAACCCUGAGAAAAAUGCAACCUGGGAAGAAGCUGAAAUGGCCUGUAGGCAAAUGUUUCAUGCCAACUUAGUCAGUGUGCAUUCCAAGAACGAACUGAAAUGGCUUUGCAACUUUGCCAGGAGACAGCCAUUCUGGAUUGGCUUAAAAGAUGAAACCGGUUCUGGAAAAUGGACAUGGACCAAUGGAAGACCAGUAACCUUUACAAACUGGAAGAAAAAUAAAUCUUCACGACUGAGAAAUAUUCAGCCGAGUUGUACUCUUGUCCAGAAUAAAAGCCAAUGGGUGACUAGACAGUGUAAUGAACAACAGGAGAGGUAUAUCUGCUGCACUUCUGUAUCAAGACCUUAACUACUAGCCCACCACAAAAAGGUCAUGUAUUGUGAACA
Carcharodon carcharias (great white shark) is the source of this 7089-nucleotide messenger RNA. It is a transcript of the gene frem1b, whose product is annotated as Fras1 related extracellular matrix 1b. NCBI's taxonomy places the organism in Eukaryota, Metazoa, Chordata, Chondrichthyes, Lamniformes, Lamnidae. Gene Ontology annotation, cellular component: membrane. The record is from RefSeq and is a predicted model, not a curated record. Gene Ontology annotation, biological process: cell communication. The transcript is spliced from 36 exons. The coding region runs from base 530 to 7051 and encodes 2173 amino acids.